Molecule: messenger RNA, 402 nt
Organism: Cryptomeria japonica (Japanese cedar)
Lineage: Eukaryota; Viridiplantae; Streptophyta; Pinopsida; Cupressales; Cupressaceae
Product: glucan endo-1,3-beta-glucosidase 3-like
Exons: 2
Coding region: 1-402 (133 amino acids)
Source: RefSeq, a predicted model, not a curated record
AUGGCAAAAGCUCUAGUGAGAGGCAUUACCGAGGCAAAGAGACUAGGCAAUAUUGAUGGCAUUCAAAUUACUACUGGGGUGGAGGCUUGCACACAUCAACAAUUUGCAGAUGACACUCUUUUGUUGGGUGAGGGCACUAAGAAGGAGGCGAAGGAAUUCAAAUUGGUCCUCAAAUGGUAUGAGAAAGUUUCAGGUCAAGUGACUGCUUUCGACUAUGCCUAUGGACUUGGAGGUGUUGACUAUAGAGAAGUUCUCAAGGGAGGUCAAUGCCACGAUCCAAACACAGUUGCGGCUCAUGCUUCCUAUGCUUUCAAUAAUUAUUAUCAAAAGAAUAACAUGGCACCCAAAACCUUUGAAUUUGGGGGCAAUGCAAUCAUCACUCAGACCAAUCCCAGUAAGUAA